CGAACGAAGAGGGUUGGUCGAGUUCUGGGCCGGUGGGAAAUAGUAUUAAUCCGUCGCUGGACGCAGAAACAAAAGGCCGGCCCUCCGCGUCGGCGCGAUCAUCCCAGUAUGAAACUAUAUCCUCGUCCCCGAAUCGACAUCAGAUUCGAUGCGAUGGACUGACUGCCAUUCGGUCGCGAGAUCAUGUUUGCUGAGUCCUGCUCGUCGCCGUCGGCCUUCGGCGCUAACCCUUUCGAAAUUCUCCCCGCCCAGGUAAUUUUAGCCUGUAAAACCUUGCCUGCUGUUCGCGCGUCUUCCGUCCUUCAACUCUCUCCCUCCUCCAUCAUCCGGAGCAUCGCUCCACCAUCCACCCCCGGUCUUCCCUGGCGCUUUCAUCCCCUCCACCCACGAUGAACUCCCGCGAGCACGCCGAUCUGCCUCCGGCCCCUUCCUACCCCUCCCCCAACGCGGCGCAGAUGGGCCAGGGCGCCAUGCAGUACUACAACCGACAGCUGACUGCCGACGAACUUCUGUCCGCCGAGCUGUCGCGUGAAACCUCUGGCCCCGGCCUCGCGGAUGGCUCCAGCAAUGGAGUCCACCAUGGUCAGUCGAUGGUCCUGGGCUCCUCCAACCCUGGUGGUGCUGAUAUGGGCCGCCCGUCGUCUCCCGACCAGCACCAACAACAGCACAUGCUCCAAUUCACCCCCAGCCAGCAAGUAGGCGUCGACCCCAAUCACGACUUGAGUUAUGGAGACCAGAGUGCUAGGCGGAAGAGAUCCAAGAUUUCCAGGGCUUGCGAUGAAUGCAGGCGCAAGAAGGUUCGCUGCGAUGCGAGCUCUGAAUCAGGUGUUGAGACUUGUUCCAACUGUCGCCGGCUUGGUGUCGUCUGCCAAUUCAGUCGCGUGCCCAUGAAGCGUGGUCCGAGCAAAGGUUACAUAAAAGAGCUUGCCGAGCGACUACAUACCCUCGAAAGUCAGAUGCAACCUGCUAUGGUCCAUCCCGACAUGCCUUACCAGCCGAUGAACGAAGUCUCUUCUCCAAGGGCCUACCAGGACUUUUCGCCACCAAUGGAUGCUGGUCCAAUUGGUCGCAAGAGGACGUACUCGGUAUUCGAAGGGCUUCCCAGCUCAUCAUUUGCGCAGGCACCGUUCAACCCUCGCUCUCAAAACGCGUUUGAAGCGGCAGAGAGCUCGACAGACCCCUGCAAUCCAUCGGUUGUGAACCACUCCGCACCUAAGCCUGGGAACCUUUUCUGGUCAACGGGAAAUGAAACUGAGCUGCCGCCUGGCCUCGAAAUACCCGAAGUACCUAAACAAGCUUUGGAUGAGGAUAUGACGCCCUUGGAUGUGGACGAGAGUGCUCUUAAUGCUUAUUAUCAAAAGAUCCACCCGGUACUCCCUAUCUUGCCACACUCCAAAGAACGUCUCCUCGAGCUUCUACACCAAUGCAGUCGCGAGGUGCAGGAGAUAUUCUCUUACAGUCUCUUCACUGUGACACGUACCAAUAUGGACCGUGUCACAGGGAUCUUUGAAAGAGUUACCUCGUUCGAUAACGCGCAGGAUCUUCUCUUGUACUAUACCCGACAGCCUGCUCUGGUACGUCCAGCAGGAGUGAACUUAAUCUGGCUUCAGACCCUCCUUCUCAUGAUCCUCGACUGCGAUUCACGAGGGCCCGACAACUUCGUGAUGAAAGAUGGCGUACCCAAGCACAGCCUCAUCCACUCUGCUACCAAGCUUGGCUCCGACAUGGCUAAGGCCCUCGGUCAGUUAAAGACCAAGAGAUCGUCAGAUCCAGAUGUCGACUCCGACGCCAACCUUGUGAGACGCAGUUGGGUGUCUUUGGCCAUCCUGACUCGCUGGUAUUCGAUUAGCGUUGCUGAUCCUAGUGUUUUGGGCACAUUUGAGAUUGGUGGACGUGAGGAUGAAAGAGUCCUUGGUUCCUCCACCGCGGGAAUUGGCUCUUACUCCACAUUCCUCGUUGAGAUGGUUACACUCGCCGCGCAAGAGCAUAACGUCUGUCAGACAAACACAGGGCUGGGCCGUAUGAUCGCAGCGAACUUGGUCGCAUCACUCGAGCGUCUCGCUGAGAUAGGAGAUUUCCGCAAGCCUCAUGAACACGCAGAGGACGGUACACCCUAUGGCUUCUUCGAUAGUCUACAGAACCAAUUGUACUGGACCGUCCGGUUGUUGGUCAAACGCCACAUCUUUGUCUACAGUCCUUACGAAAUUAUCUACGCCGCCGAAGAGGUCAUUAACGAGCUGCACAAGGCGAGCAUGCAGUCCCGACUGUCCACACCGUUUGAUCUGCAUAGUUUGGCGUUGGCGUCCAUGACUCUUCUCGAGGCCACUGUCCUUCCCGAACACGCGAACCAAUGCUGGGAGGCACUGAAGAAGGUCGAAGAGAUCCUAGACUGGCGCUCCAAGCGGACCGCCGAGUCAGGCGAGUUUGGUGACAUCUUCGGCACUCCAGGCUGGGAUGCGAAAAUCCGCGUCUUCCUGGAAUGGAGACGAACGAAGGCACAAGAACACCAAUUGCAGGACCCCAAUCUCGGCAAGAGCGGUUCUGCUGCUCCGCCAGUGAUGGGACCCAAUGAGCAGCGCUCCCUCCAACACCUGGCUGAUCUGGCCGUGGGUGCUGAGGGCCAGGUGGCCGCCAACGCCUCUUCGCCGCCCCCUGCCAUGUCCUCGGCCGAACAUAACAUGAAUGCCACUUCACCAAACCUCGCCUCGCAACCACACGGUCACAUGGUGGUUGACUUCACUCUGCUCACCAAGGAAGGUUAUCUGAAUGUGUUCUCCGGGUUGAUCUACCGUCGGUCUCGGUAAACUCGCGUACACUGAGAUUGUAUGAGUGUAUUCUUCGUAAUGGUUUCUUUGGAAAAUUGAAUCUGUUUUUUGAGCUCGAAUUUCUCUUCUCAUAUAUCCCCAGAAAAGAACCUUAUUAAGGUUAUCCACUUCUUAAUGACUGUCUUUUCGUGACUAGCGUAUUACUUUUUAGGGCCUGUCUAUCUUUACUCUUUUCACUAAAUGGAUAUUUUGGUAGUUUCCUUUUAUAUCAUCCUGGGGAUAAUCGCUGACAAUUGAGCUAUGCGUCAGCUUC
This is a messenger RNA of Aspergillus sclerotioniger CBS 115572, 3078 nucleotides long. Its product is annotated as putative C6 finger domain protein. The coding region runs from base 390 to 2804 and encodes 804 amino acids. Gene Ontology annotation, molecular function: zinc ion binding; DNA-binding transcription factor activity, RNA polymerase II-specific. The record is from RefSeq and is a predicted model, not a curated record. NCBI's taxonomy places the organism in Eukaryota, Fungi, Ascomycota, Eurotiomycetes, Eurotiales, Aspergillaceae. The transcript is spliced from 6 exons. Gene Ontology annotation, cellular component: nucleus.